AUGGCAGCAGGUGGUGCUGCACCAUCAGACGUCGCUGGCACGAGCAUCCGUUCUUGGAACGCAGUCCGCGAGUUGAGAGACAACUUCGGGCCUCUGUCCACAUUCCUCGUCCGAGUUGAUGAGAGCGGGGCGCUGACAAUCAUGCGCUUUAAAAAGCGAUAUGGCGCAAAAGGGUUGGAGAAGAUGGUCUCGGCAUUGAUGGGAUACGAAGAGGCGAUAUUCGACGCCCAAAUCAAGAUGCUUCCCCUGGUUGAGAUUGCCGAGAAGACCCAUGAUCCAUUUCUCUCUGCGGCCUACCAUGAUCCGAAGCUGCUGAGAGGAUUCAACAAUCUCACAGAGGCGAACCGAAGGUUUGAAAGACACAACACACAAGAUGGUGGUGGCAUUCCGGCGGAGCGCGCAAUUGUCCUAGGUUGGAAGUUGAAAAAGAGUUAUGUCGACGGGCUUGUCAUCGGCAUCGUGACGCUUGCUGGAGGAGCAGGUUUGGCAAUGGGUCUCGCCUGCCGCAACGCGACACUUGGGUUCGCCAUUGGUACUGGAAUCGCAACCACUCUGGGGCUGACAGUCCCCUUACUGGCAGCCCUCUUGGAUUGA
Molecule: messenger RNA, 594 nt
Organism: Cladophialophora psammophila CBS 110553
Lineage: Eukaryota; Fungi; Ascomycota; Eurotiomycetes; Chaetothyriales; Herpotrichiellaceae
Exons: 2
Coding region: 1-594 (197 amino acids)
Source: RefSeq, a predicted model, not a curated record